Molecule: messenger RNA, 492 nt
Organism: Amphimedon queenslandica
Lineage: Eukaryota; Metazoa; Porifera; Demospongiae; Haplosclerida; Niphatidae
Product: cytochrome b-c1 complex subunit 7-like
Exons: 3
Coding region: 38-385 (115 amino acids)
Biological process (GO): mitochondrial electron transport, ubiquinol to cytochrome c
Cellular component (GO): respiratory chain complex III
Source: RefSeq, a predicted model, not a curated record
AUACUGAUAGUGUGCGGAUUUAUCGAAUACAAACAAAAUGGCCGCCUCAUCUAAAUUACCAGUAGGGCUUGGAACAAGACUCUUGAAUGCCAUGUCCACCUGGUAUAGGAAUAACUCGGGCUAUAGGAGGCUAGGUCUUUUCAGAGACGAUUUGGUUGAUGCUGAGUACAAUGAGAAUGUUAAGGAGGCAGUGAGACGUCUACCGGAGGAUGUCAUGAAUCUGAGGCAGUUCCGUAUCAAGAGAGCACUGGAUCUCUCAAUGAAGCACUCCAUAUUACCAAGGGACCAAUGGACGAAACCUGAAGAGGACGUACAAUAUUUGACUCCUCUUAUCGAGCAGGUCACUAAAGAGUUUUUAGAAAGAAAGGCUUGGGAAAGACGCUAGUACAGACACACACACUCACUCGAAAUAAUUAUUAAAACAAUAGUGCUGUAGAUUUUCUUAGAUGUAGAUCAUUAUUUAAAAGUAUGUUACCAUUGAUUAAUGAAAAA